GAAAAAUAUUUGAGCGCGUAGUCGUAUUCAGGGUCGUUUGCAGUACGAAGUAUACUUUCUAACUCGGGAUAAUCGUGACGUCAUUUUCUUCGCGAUAUCUGUCUAAUGGUGUCCGGAUCAUUAAGCAACUUUUCUUCCGCAGUCAACAAAACUGCAGGAUCUGCAAAUGCAUUAUGUGAACUUGUAGAAAAGUCUCAAGAAUUUCUGAUUCGUAAUGUCCACUCAUUAGACUUUAUUUUGGAUGACUUUGAUAUUGCUAAAUUCGGAAUUUUACAUGCAGCUGUAAUACAUGCCAAAUAUAUUUCACAGUCAGUUGUUGAUAAAGAGUGGCUAGUAAUCCAAACUCAAAACCUUUUCAAUCUUUGUAACUCAGAGUCUUUGCAAAAAAUUCCAUCUUAUGUUCGUGUAAUUUCACAUGAAUUUACGAACUGCCUGAUUAAUAUGGGGAUUCCACAAAAGGGAAUCAGUUGUAUAGUCACUGCUAUUCACAAACUUCAGAAAUGUCCGGGGUAUCUUACUCCACUACACUGUGAUCUAUGCCAGCUUGGAUUAGCUGCUAGAAUGUUUAGUCCCACUCUUUCAAUUCUCGAUAUUGAUAUUUUAGAAAUUGAUAAAAGCAGUACAGCCCUUGAAGCUAAAGAUUAUCUCCUAUACUUUUACUAUGGAGGAAUGAUUUAUGGCGCAGUAAAAAAUUGGGAAAGAAGCCUACACUUUUUUGAAUUGUGUUUAAUUAUCCCUGCCGUAUCAUCAAGCUGUAUUCUGAUUGAAGCUGCAAAAAAGAUAAUAUUAAUCUCCUUGAUAUUACAUGGGAAAUUCAGUACGGUCCUUGAAACUCCGGCUGCAUAUUUCAUGUCUCCAAGGCCUUGGAAAUGCUACUGUCAGCCAUAUUUAGAACUAGCAACAGCAUUUCGAUCUAACAAUCCUGAGGACUUAACUAAUUUUGUUGAUCUUCAUCGAGAAUUAUUUACAGCUGAUUUCAACUUCGGACUUGUUAAACAAGUAAUAAAGUGUCAUGGAAAAUUUCGUAUCCAGAGCUUAACAAAAACGUAUUUGAUGUUUUACACACUCGAUGCAGAUUCAUGGUCUUGCAUGUUGUUUUACAUUUUUCUUCAUAAAUGUUCGGAGAAUAUAAAUGUUACCCCUCUGAACUGCUGAAAAUUUGAAAGACAUUUUUAGCAGGUAACUGUAAUAUAAUAAGAAUGCUCCCUUAUUAUUGUUUGGUAUGCUUAGUGAAAUAGUAUUGUUUGCAUUUUAAACACAAUAUUACCUACUACAGAUGGUGAUCACUACCCAGUUGGUUUAAAACCUAACUACUGGCUGACAUCGCUAAUCAGCAUGCCCCAACACAAUCUUGCACAAGACGUGCUAUACUGACCAAAUCUAUUUCUCGCUAACAGUCGUCUUUUAGGGUUUUAAUUUUUUUUAUAGUCCCUUCUUACUUGAAAAUAAUAGGAACCAUCUUUUUUUAUUCAUCCAAUUGGUAGACUUUUAUGACACUAUCCCUGACCGAUGUCGCCAUGCGUAUAAAACUUUCUGGAACCCAAGAAGCGGAGAAACAGAUUUUAGAUAUGGCUUGUCUAAAAAUUUAACUACUAAAUCUUGCUCAUUCAGAACUAAGCUCACGUAAGUAACGUAAAACAAGUAGAGCGUAAUCCAAUGGUGUUCGAGCAUUCUAUAAUGUUCAGGUCUUCGUUGCUUUUCAGUUUUAGAAUAAUAAAGUUUCCCCUAUUCGAAAAAAGUCGGUUUUUCACUUUUGAAAGUAUCAUUUAUAAACAGAUUAUCGGAAUAAGAUUCCAGAUUACUAUGUCACAUCACGAACACCUAAGCACUUCAACUAUCAAUAAUCACAGCUUUCGUAAAAAAAAAAUACUUUUUAUACUAAGUGACGCUACGGAAGCGCGAAUUUUGUUCUAUAGCUUAUUUAUAUUUAAGGCACCUGUAAGGACGGCCCGUCGGUGGACUCUAGGAAGCCCAGAAAGAGCCACAGACAUUCCAUCCAAUCACGGC
Molecule: messenger RNA, 2007 nt
Organism: Schistosoma rodhaini
Lineage: Eukaryota; Metazoa; Platyhelminthes; Trematoda; Strigeidida; Schistosomatidae
Source: the annotation of a GenBank genome assembly